Messenger RNA from Ceraceosorus bombacis, 1849 nucleotides. The record is from the annotation of a GenBank genome assembly. NCBI's taxonomy places the organism in Eukaryota, Fungi, Basidiomycota, Exobasidiomycetes, Ceraceosorales, Ceraceosoraceae.
AUGAGCCCUCCCAACGCACCCUCCCGCUCAGCAUCCGCAUCCUCACCGAAAACGCGCAUCAAUCAGGCUACAGAUCAUGGCGGCAGCAGCAGCAAAGAUUUGCCACUCCAAGGUCGCAGCGUCAUUCUCGUCCAACCCUACUUUGGCUUCCCGGAAGAGCAGCAGGGGCUGACGGCGCUCUUGUUUGAUGCCUAUGGCGCCUCUUCCUUGUGGAUCACUACCGGUGAGCGCGCCCCAUUUCUGACUCGCCUUCGCGCUGACUCGGUCUUAUGGGCAUGCGCUCUGCAGCCGCCUUGCUGGCAUCGUACGAUGCGCGCACGACGGACAGCGAGGCGAGACGCGCAGAGAGUGCGAGGCAUGCGCGACCACGGCCAGAAGCUGUCCUCAUCGUGGACAUUGGACACUCUGGCUGCAACGUGGUGCCCGUGAUUGGCGAGGAUAUAGCGUGGCAUGCUGUCAAGAGGUGAGCAGGAGCAGGUGAUCAUCGCAUCGCAUCGCAUCGCAUCGCGUCUACCACUGACCUGACGCCUCGCCUUGCAGACUCGAUGUGAGCGGCCGGCUGCUGACGAAUCUGCUCAAAGAGACGCUAUCCUUUCGGCAAUACGAUCUUAUGGACGAAACGCUGAUCGUCGAAAAAGUCAAGGAGAUGUGCUCUUUUGUCGCCAGCAGCGUGGGACGUGCUGAUCAUCGCGUCGCUCCUGCGCUCAUCCUGCCUCCGUCGCUGUGGAGCUUUGCUUUUUGCACGGAGCUUUGCAGGUGAGUGUUCGAAGAGCAGUGCGUGCUCAUCCACGCGCUAGCCUCAUUUGUGUACCUUGCAGGUCGGCCAAGCCGGGUGCAAAUCCGCUCGCUCAGGAGUACGUACUUCCCGAUGGCUCCGACAAUUCGACUGGCCACAUCAGGAGCGGGCCGGGUCGCAUACGGGGACCCCCGAAAAGGCGACGAGUGGAGAGUGCAGGGGCGUCGGACGCUCACGACGACGACGACGGCCUAAUUGCCGAUUUGACGCGCCAGAGCGUAGUCUCAGGCUGCAGUAGUGGCGAUCAAGACGGCGAGGAAGAGGACGAAGACGGGGACACUGACUUUGAUCCGGACGGGAUGGCGCCGCCUCGCGAAUCGAAACGCAAGCGCGCCAAGAUAUCCAACCCUUUGCGUGCCAGCGACGGCGACGAGGAAGAACAAGUGCUCACGCUCUCCAGCGAGCGUUUCCAAAUUCCCGAGCUGAUUUUCAACCCUAGCUUGAUUGGUGCGUCUUUGUGCCCAUCAAUCGCUCGCAGCGCACGCUCACCGCCCGCUCUCCACAGGCCUCAACCAAGCACCCUUGCCCGAGUUGAUCCAGCUGACGAUCGAGGCGUGCCCGGCGGACAUGCAGGCGAUGCUUUGGUCAAAUGUUUGCAUCAUUGGCGGCGGCGCGCACAUCACCGGGAUGCAAAGAAGACUGUGAGUUGGUAAAGUAGGUCAGCUACCUCCUGAUUCCUUUCUCACUCGCACAAUUGUCAGGGAGCACGAACUGCGUGCGUUAGCACCACAUCACGUGCCUCUGCAAGUGAGCGCAGGCGACUCGUGAGUUUCAAGUGAUCUCAAUGAUGGAUGUCGUAUCGGCUGAGAUGCGAUGCGAACGCGCGCGCUUCCCCUCUCUAGAUGCUCUGCCGUUCGGGGCGGUGCAGUCAUUGCGAAUGAAUGGGGAACCAGCAGCCAUCACGGCAAGGAGCUUCGGAGCCUCAUGAAGAGCCGCUUGGUCCACCGCGGCGAGUACGAAGCAGCAAAGUCGAAUCGAACGCCGGCGUCGGCGUCUACAGGGGGCUCUGCUCAGCUCUGUGCGAAUCGUUGGCACGACUGGAAUGCCUCGUGA